AUCUCCUGGCAGAUAAGGGGUACGGAUUGAGAUUUAAAAGGGCAUGGUUAAACACUCCACUCCAGGGUGGACAGUCUUACUCAGCGACCGGUAAACAUUGAGAUAAUCUCUCCAAGUGAAUUCCUCAAGUGACGACAGGCGACGCACACAGCAGGAAAACUAUCACCUGACAGACUUUAAUUGAUGGGAGAGGACUUUGUGUCGAGUUUUUAAUUUGUUGUUCAGUUUGUAACCAGCACAGGUAUAAGAGUUACUUCUUGUGAUUUGUUCGACCUCUCAAAGGGACUGGCUUAUCAGAGAGGGCUGGUUUCACAUGUUAAUGCUGAAAAAAAAUCAAUGGGUUGAAUGUCGACAUCUACUUGUUCAUAUUUCGAUCAACCACUAGUUUAUGGUUUCUGGUGAAUCAAGCAAAACCAAACAGAAAAAAAAAGCAAACGAAUUCAAUCAGUCCCAGGAACUGUUGCUGCAGUGUGCUCAGGGUCAAGACGUCAUCCUGACAAUAAGAGGAUACUUGUGCCCUUAACAUACCUGAAUCUCACCUGAAUCUCAUGGACUCAUUUGACAGGUAGCUGUAAAGAGGAAGUGAGACUAAACUCAUUAUAAGGGAGGACAGUUAAAUGGCACUGACCAAAAUGUGGCUUUGGACUUGCAUUCAAAUGUGUGUGUAUUUGCUGGUAACAGGAGUUUCUUCGCCUGUGUCAAUACCGAGUCUGCCCUGUCCAUCUGGAUGCACCACAUGUGAGACGCUACCUCAUUCUUCUUAUGUCAUAAGAGCCACAUGCUCUGGUGUUCCUCCAAGUGCCCUUCCCACAAGUGUCAGAGAGCUACGUGUGAAGAAUGCGGUGUUUCCAGGCGUGCUCACACCAGACAGUUUCGAAAACAAAACAGAUUUGACUCUCCUUGAAAUGACCAAUUCGACAGGAUGUGGAAUCAUAUGGAACAAAGCUUUCAGCGUAUGCUCAAAACUGAACAAUCUGCUUAUCGAGAACACAGACCUGUUACAGGUUGGAGAAUUAAGCUUCUGGGGCCUGGUGGGAUUGGAAACUCUCAGCUUGAAAAACAACAAACUGAUGAAAAUAAACAAAGCCUUCGUCCACGUCAAGAAACUGACUCAUCUGGAUCUGAGUUUUAACGAACUUCACCAAAUCACGAGCAACAUGUUCCAAGGCCUGACAAAGCUGUAUGAGCUGCGCAUACAAGGGAACCUCAUUACCAACAUAGACACUGACGCCUUCUCCGAUUUAACAGACUUACAUGAGCUCGUUCUUGCGCAAAACCAAAUUACGAUAAUAGACAGUGGCUUGUUCCAAGGACUGUCAAAUCUUCGCAAGCUUGACAUCAAAGACAACAAAAUUACAACAAUUAAAGCAGGAGCUUUCAAUGGAACUACGCUGGACCAGCUGGAUCUUGGGGACAACAGUCUUACUGCCUUCCCAUCAGUCGCUUUCAAGAAUUUAACAAAAAGUCCAAAACAGAUCAAUCUGGCAAAGAACACGAUUGUGAAGCUUGAUGACUUUCUUUUUGAUGGCCUAACGUCCCAGUACUUAGACCUGAGUCAGAACAAGAUCAGCUCGGUUAGCAAUAAAGCAUUUGAAGGUUGUAGCAUUCUAAUGGUUCUUCUAGAACGUAAUAACAUAUCCACCAUGCCAACGGAGGUUCUACCGUUUUGGCGAAAAGCUCGGGUCGUGUCUAUUGGUGGCAACCCAUGGCAGUGCGACUGUGACCUCUUGUGGAUGGUUCAGUUUGUCACGAAUAGCAGCCCAAGAAAAUACCGAGCCCACGGGAGUUCACCCGUGCCGACAUGUGCAAGAACAGCCAAAUAUGCAAAAAAGUUGUUCAAUCAAGCUCUGCCGGGAUUGGAGGCAGACUGCAUCACAACCACAACAGCAGUCUUAACAACAACAACAACCAUUGCAAGUUCCACUCUGGAGACAACAGAAACGACACCAGAAGCCACAACAAAAUUAGAUACAACAACAACGUCUAUUGUCUAUUCGACCACUAGAAUGACAACAACUACAACUAACAUUCCAACAACAACAACUACACCUGCUCCUACUACUGCAGAGCCAACGACAAUAACAACAGUGUCAACCAAAGAAAUUGUGACGCCUGAAAAAGUUGCUUCCAAACCAGACAGCUUGUCUCCCGGACUUUGGAUUGGGCUAGCAGUUUUAGCAACAAUACUGCUUGCUGGCUUCAUUGUCUGGUUCUUAUUCGGCAAAAAGAAACAAAAGACGAAUAACAACAAGAUUAAACCUGAGGACCUCCAAAACGAAAUCCCUCCUAUGGUCACACCGAGAAUGAUUCAAGUUCAAGCCCCGGCGUCCACAGCAAUGCCGAACUUUUCUACCUCCAAAAAGAAGAUUUCUGAAAACUUAAUGGCUACAGAAAAUCCGACCUUGAAGCUGCACAACAGUAACACAUUGCAAACAACUUCUCUGGCAUGA
This is a messenger RNA of Liolophura sinensis, 2450 nucleotides long. Its product is annotated as leucine-rich repeat-containing protein 15-like. Gene Ontology annotation, molecular function: protein binding. Lineage: Eukaryota; Metazoa; Mollusca; Polyplacophora; Chitonida; Chitonidae. Bases 618 to 2450 code for a protein of 610 amino acids. The record is from RefSeq and is a predicted model, not a curated record. Gene Ontology annotation, cellular component: extracellular matrix. The transcript has a single exon.